AGAAUCUUCAAGCGCUGCUCGGCUCGGCGGCAGGCCAGGAGGGGAGGGUCCGGCCUUUUCCCGCAGGCGUCCAUUGGCGGCUUCCCCAGGCCUCCGCGCCAUGCCGCCCGCCGUGUGAGCCGCCGCGGGCUCCGGAGCUCGCAGGUGCCAGCGGGCACUCCAGGGGAGGGGGCUCUGCAUUCGCCAUGCUUCGAGGGCCCCGGGCCCUGGCUCCGGCCGCUGGACCACCCCUGAAGGGGCUACCUGCGAUGAGCCCCACCGAGCUGUGGCCUCCCGGCCUCGGCAGCCCCCAGCUCUACCCGGUCACCACUACCUACUACACCCCGCUGUACCCACAGAUUGUGCCUCCCGCUGCAGCGCCCGGCACCUGCCUGGACGCCACCCCCCACGGACCGGAGGGCCAAGCUGUGCGAUGCGUGCCGGCUGGGCGGCUGCCGGCCAAAAGGAAGCUGGACCUGGAGGGGAUCGGGAGGCCUGCGGUUCUGGAAUUUCGGACUCCCAAGGGGAAGUGCAUUAGAGUGGAUGGCCUCCCCAGCCCCCAAACCCCCAAGUCCCCCGGGGAGAAGACUCGGUAUGAUACGUCGCUGGGGCUGCUCACCAAGAAGUUCAUUUACCUCCUGAGAGAGUCCAAGGAUGGGGUCCUGGACCUGAACUGGGCUGCCGAGGUGCUAGAUGUGCAGAAGCGGCGCAUCUAUGACAUCACCAAUGUGCUAGAGGGCAUCCAGCUCAUCCGGAAGAAGGCCAAGAACAACAUCCAGUGGGUAAGCAGGGGAAUGUUUGAAGACCCCACCCGGCCUGGGAAGCAGCAGCAGCUGGGGCAGGAGCUGAAGGAGCUGAUGAGCAUGGAGCAGGCCUUGGACGAGCUCAUCCAGAGCUGCUCUCUGAACUUCACACAACUGACCGAGGACAAGGCCAACAAGAGACUGGCCUAUGUGACUUACCAGGACAUCCGUGCUGUCAGCAACUUUAAGGAGCAGACAGUGAUCGCUGUCAAGGCCCCUCCACAGACAAGACUGGAAGUGCCCGACGGGAGCGAGGAGAACCUGCAGUUACAUCUGAAGAGCACGCAAGGGCCCAUUGAAGUCUACCUGUGCCAGGAGGAGGUGCAGGAACCAGACAGUCCUGCCAAGGAACACCUCCCCUCCACCUCCACCCUCAGCCCUAGCCCUGACUUCACUCAGCCCAGCAGCAGCACCAACCCUGGGAUCCUGGAAGCCACAGCAUCCCCAGCACCAGCGCUGACUUCCCACCAGAUCCUGUCGCCGCCACCAUCCCUUGUUCCUCUAGAGGCCACUGACAGCAUGCUGGAGCUGCCAUACCCACUUCUGCAGCAGACCGAGGACCAGUUCCUGUCCCCAACACUGCCAAGCAGCUCCCCUCUGAUCAGCUUCUCUCCACCCUUGGAUCAAGAUGACUACCUGUGGGGCCUGGAAGGGGGCGAGGGCAUCAGUGACCUCUUUGACUCCUAUGACCUCGGGGAUCUGCUGAUUAAUUGAGUAACCUUGCCUGCCCCCAGCAGUGCCACCCCUGUUUCUACCUCCUCACAGACAGGCCCUCUGCCUGCACAGGGACUUUGGACACGAGAUGCUGCCAUCAGGGUACAGGGGUCUCCUUUCCUACCCCGUCGCAAGCCGAACCUACCUGGGGGGUUUGUGGAGGGUGCAGGUGAAGAGCAUAUCAGGGGUUGGGUCCCGUCCUUCCUAGUGGAAGCCGAGCCUGGAAAGACCCAUUCUGUCUUCUGACCUCUGACCUCGCAUGUGAAGGGCCACAGGUGAGGCGACCAGAUUCAGGGAAAGGCCCUACCACUGCCUUUUUGAGGGGUAAUGAGGACCCUCAAUUUAUCGAGAAGCACUUAAUACCUUUGUAUUUAUUUCAGGUUGAGUUCUGUUGGUGUGUCUUCCCUGAGUUUUAGCAGGGAGAUUGUUCUAGUUUCUAGUAAGACUUGUCCUCAGACAGGCCCAGCACUGUUUGCUGUCCAAGGGCAGCCCUAGGCUUCCAGGGACCGAGGCCGAGUCCCUGAUCCCUGCAGCAGUGGGGUCUGGGUCUCUGAGGACCCGUCCAGUCUUCUGGAAUGCUUAUUGCACUUAGGCCUCCUAAUUCUAGUAAGCUGUAGCUGAGGCUCCAGCCUUGGAUUUUUGGUCUCCUCUGUCCCGGAGAUGGUUCAAGGGGGCCAUCCAAGCACAGGUGGUACUGAGGCUCCUGAGGAAACAGGAGCGGCUUUUAAGGAGACCCCCUCCCUGUAGAAUUCCUUAUCUCCAUCCCUUAGAAUAUAUGAAAAAAAAAAAAAGUCCUCCAGGGAGUUGGCAGAGAAGAGCUCCUGGGGAAACUCGGAUAGGAAUGUGGGAGCAGCUGUGAUGGCUACCACAGGCACCUUUCCUCCGUUUUUGCCUCUCGCUGGGACAGGAGCGGUUCUACACUGGGGACCUGGGAGGCAGAGGCAGCUGCACCGUAGAACAGGGUGAGAUUAAGACAAGAAACUGCCUGAACUCACCCCUCUGACAGCUGCUGGUAUUCGCUACAUCUGGAAGGCUUUUUUGUCCCCCUUGUAGAAAGGGGUGAUUCUUUAAGGACUUCCCCUUCGCCUCAGCUCUCACCCAGACCCCCAGGGACAGAGGUGACCCAGAUUUGAUGGCCUGUUGGUUCCUUUUGUCAUAGGAAUGCUAAAGGGGUGACAGGGUCUUCAUUAUAGAAUAGACUUUGGCAGCUAAUAGUGAGAUGGGCUCAUGUUACCUCUUUAGGCCUGGGGUCCCGAGAUUGUCUUUUGGCCUCAUCCCUUCCAGAGGCUUGACCACCCCACAUUGUCCCUUUAACCCAGCUGGGUGUGCGUGUUGGGGGGAGGGAGUCAGCUCUAUUCCCCAGCACAUCCUUGGGUGAGGGUGCUCUGGGCUUCAUGAACCAAGGCUGUGCCUUCUGGAGAGAGGCAGCCAUGGGCGGGGGUCCAAGAGGCCCGCCACCCACCCUCAGGGAGCUAGGUUUCCUCAGGGGCUCAACUGGGCAGCACUUUUUUUUUUUUUAAGUUGGUAGCAUUAAGUUCAUUUAAAACAUGAAUUUGGCCUUUUGGGAUUGCUCUUGAGUUGUUCUGUUGGGAUCUGAAGUUUGGGAGGUGGGCUUCUUUGGGGAUGGAGUCUGAUGUGAGCUAAUGUCUAGCUAGAGUCUGUCGUGCCUUGUCAUUUGCUCUCUCAGGAUGGUCAGCGGGUCACAGGUCCCCAGCUCUACAAACAGGGCUCAUUUUGUAUGAUUCACAGAAAUGCCUUUGGCUUACCCUCUGCAGCUCCACGUGGUUUGGAAGCCCAGCGGGCCCUAGGGCGGGAGAAGGGGUGCUGCCUGGACCCUGGUUUGGGGCCUGUGGGGCUGGAGAUGGUGUUGCUGUUCCGAGGUCUCUGCUAGGCUGCCGUGGGGCCACUCACCUGUCUCUGAGGACAGAGAUGUUUGACUUCUAUGCUUCAGGCUCUGUCUAGAGUCUUCUCCUAGAAUUAAAUCAGAGAAAAGAAAGAAGGGGCUUGCAGGACCCACUGGGAAUGAAUUUAUUGGUAAAGUCUGGCCAGAAUUCAAGCUCAUUCUCCAAAUACCCAGCCGUGGGGUUGGACAGAGGGUCGCCCCUUGGGCCCACGACCUGUAUCCUGAGUAGCUGCCCUUGCCCGCUUCUGUGCUGUCCACGCCACACCCUACCCGGCCCGGGGGCUGAACCAACCCAAGCCAAGCCUCAGGCUCUGGGUGGGAUACACAUUUGAGACUCUUUCUUGCCAGUGACACUUGAAACCUCCCAAGUUCCAUCAGAUGCCUUAAGAAGGUCUUUUGAGGAGUAUUUCUUUUAGAGGCCAGAUAAACUUUAAAACUAGGGCAGAAGAAAAGCCAGUUUCUGAGGCACAUUCUGCCAGCAAAUUCCCCAGCCCCACCAGCAGCCCGCAGGUCAUCCGUGUCCCCAGAGGCAUCAAAGGUGAUGGGGUGGGGGGUGCUCCAGGGAACCCAGUAGCGUAAAAUUGUUGAGUAGUGUUGCAGAUUUUAAGAGAUUUCUUAAAGCCAGGGACAUGCUCCUGUGUCCCUCCUGUUGAAAGUGUUAGCUAGACUGGAGUGAGUUCCCUUCUCCACUGCAGGGCUAAUCUGACUAGCAUGGCUGCAGGGAAGAAGGGGGCGACGGUGAAGCUUGUAAAGCUGGCUCUAGGUUGGUUUUGGCUUUCUUUUCUCUCCCCAAGUGUUUUCAGCAUCAGUUCUGCACAGCGUUUAGAGUUUUUAGUGAAAGAGUUUGGAUAUCCUUGUGUCCGAGUUGUGUGGCUUACAGCAUUUGAAGUGAAGGCCUUUGGGGGUUGUUUGCAAGCAGCUUUCUGGUUCUCAUCACUGUGUCCCAAGGUCCCCACGUCAUCCUGGGACACUGUUCUCUCAUGAGGACCCUCACUGACCAGAAGCCCAGCCAGCCUGCUGGCUCCUUAGUAAAGAAGCCUUGUAUUUGGCACAUGUGUCUCUCGGGUAAGGGAGCCCAAGGGAACCUAGACUCUACAGGUCACUUACCUCCUGCCUGGUUUCUCCUGGGUCCUACCUUGAUGAGUACCACAUAAACCUCCUUGUGUUGUGAUAAUUGGGCAUUAAACAACAACUCUGGGUACCUUG
Messenger RNA from Pteropus alecto (black flying fox), 4605 nucleotides. It is a transcript of the gene E2F2, whose product is annotated as E2F transcription factor 2. Gene Ontology annotation, biological process: regulation of transcription by RNA polymerase II. Gene Ontology annotation, molecular function: DNA-binding transcription factor activity, RNA polymerase II-specific; RNA polymerase II cis-regulatory region sequence-specific DNA binding; protein dimerization activity. The coding region runs from base 186 to 1496 and encodes 436 amino acids. Gene Ontology annotation, cellular component: RNA polymerase II transcription regulator complex. The transcript has 7 exons. The record is from RefSeq and is a predicted model, not a curated record. NCBI's taxonomy places the organism in Eukaryota, Metazoa, Chordata, Mammalia, Chiroptera, Pteropodidae.